AUGUCUCCGCGACCUGACAGUUAUUAUGAUCACGACGAAGAUCAAAGCGAAACAGGUCUAGCGCCGCCAAUCGAGUCGACGGGCGCUUCCACUCCUGAUACCAGCAUCGAGAUAGUCAGCACCUACUACGCCUCCUCUGAUGCAUUCGAAGGUGAAAUUCUCGAUGCUUUUGAUCAAGAUGGGGAAUCCUUGGAGAUAUACGAUUUUUACACCUACAGCCGUUUUUUGUCUAGAAACCCAUCCCCAUUGCCUUCCAAGUCUCCGCAAGCUCCCCAUUCCAGGGAUUCCGAUGUCAUUCCAUACUCAUCGCAUGGCUCUGAACACCCCAGCGACAGCAACGAGGGCGGUUUUCACGGAUUCGUACCACCAUGCUCUAUCCUGGAUAAUCAGAGCUCCGUAAACCAACUGAUCUUCGCGCUUGAAAAGGUGAAAACUCAGCCUCAACCCCCUGGACCAGUGGGAAAAUUCAAUCCCGAACUCGAAAGUAGCGCCGAAGACGCGCUGAGUUCCCAAGGAGCGACAUGCCCGUUCACCUUCGCGACGUUACGGAUGAAAAUGAAACGUCUACCUCACCCUAGCAAUGCCGCCAUGCCGAGUCUCCAAAUGCAAGAUGGCCAAUAG
Messenger RNA from Coprinopsis cinerea okayama7#130, 621 nucleotides. RefSeq lists its product as hypothetical. NCBI's taxonomy places the organism in Eukaryota, Fungi, Basidiomycota, Agaricomycetes, Agaricales, Psathyrellaceae. The record is from RefSeq and is a predicted model, not a curated record. The coding region runs from base 1 to 621 and encodes 206 amino acids. The transcript is spliced from 5 exons.